Molecule: messenger RNA, 3015 nt
Organism: Eimeria mitis
Lineage: Eukaryota; Apicomplexa; Conoidasida; Eucoccidiorida; Eimeriidae
Product: PPR repeat-containing protein, putative
Exons: 12
Coding region: 1-3015 (1004 amino acids)
Molecular function (GO): protein binding
Source: RefSeq, a predicted model, not a curated record
AUGGGGCAGACAGCGGGGGAGAAGGCUGCCAGUGACCGCAGCUGCUCUACCACAACAGGAGCAGACGGGCCUCUUUCUGCUGAUACUUGCAACUCUGUCUCUUCUGAAUCUGCUUUCCUCUCGGCAGGGCAAGAGUGUGACGUGCCUCGUAUGCCACUAGCCUUCACCACACCAACGGGGGGCAGCCUUUCCCCCCCAGAGCCCCCGCGGGAAAUGGGGGGUGGCCUGUCCCCAGUCCCCUACCAGGAUAGGGAAGCGCUCGAGGUGGCGACCCUCACGGCCCAGCUGAAGACUCUCGAUAUGCAAAGUGGCUGUGAACCGGCCACAGGCGAGGUAAAGCCUCUGGGGACGGAGGGGGGAGCCCUCCAGCUCUCCUCCCCGGUCCCUGCGACCGAGUUACACAGCCAAACAGUCUCGGAAAGGGGGGAUGUAGAGGCAAAGUCCUGGGUCCCGACCCGGACUCAAGAAGGAACCGGUGGGGGAGCUUCUCCGGUCCCCGGGGGCCACCACAUGCAGCAGGAGGGACCCCGAACUCGGCAAAGGUCGAACGCUUUCACCCCAACCUGCGGAGGUCUCAAGCCCAACGCCGUCUCCUACGGCUGCAUCUUCGAUGCUCUCGUGAGCAACGGUGCCAUGGACUUGGCCUUGAAACUCUUGGCCGACAUGAAAGCUUCUAACCAGCCCGUCCGGCCUAACACCGUCAUGUACUCCACCCUCAUCAAGGGUUGUGCACAAACAAAGCAGGCAAGUUCGCCAUCCCCUAGUCCCCUGGAGCGAAGGCUAGACCAAGCCCUGAGUCUAUUUGAAGAAAUGGCUGCGCAGGGGGUGGAAAUUAACACAGUUACCUACAACUCCCUCUUAGAUGUGUGUGCCCGAGUGGGGGCAAUGGACCGUGCAGCAUCUUUGCUAGACGACAUGCUUCAGAAAGGCGUGCAGCCCGAUCUGAUCACGUUUAGCACUAUCAUAAAAGGCUACUGCGCCCACGGGCAGAUGGACAAAGGCCUCCUCCUGCUCAAGGCAAUGAAGCAGAAGAACAUAAACCCUGACGGGGUCCUAUAUAACUCCCUUCUCGAUGGAUGCGUGCGCUCUGGUCGCUCUUCUCUCUGUUUAGAGCUCUGGCAAGAGAUGCAGGCCCAACGCAUAAAGCCCUCAAAUUUCACUCUGAGCAUUCUAAUUAAGUUGCACGGACGUAUGCGGCAGCUGCCUGUUGCCUUCGAGCUGGUCAAGCAACUCCCCAAGAUGUAUGACUUCAGGAUCAAUGCCCACGUGUACACUUGCCUCAUGGCCGCGUGCAUAGAGAACAGACAGAUUAUGCGCCGAGAAGGAGUAGCAGCUGAUAGUAAGACUGUGAGCACCAUUGUUUUCGGCUGUCUAAAGGGGCGGAUGCACGCGCAAGCAGUGGAGGUCGUUUUGAACGCUUUGGAGAGUGUCCGCGAGUCCAACUCGCGGGGGCCAGGCCGACAUCUUUCCCGGGGCCGUCCUAUGGGCGUUGGGACGAACCGCAAACAAGACUUGCCGGCGAUAGACGAGAAGACUGUGCGCUUGCUAGUAUAUCACCUGCGGGAGCAGCACAUGCAUCGGGAAUGCACGUUGGUGUUGGAAGCAGCAGUGAGUGUGGGCCUCAUGAGUCGUGCCACAGCACAGUCUCUGCUCACAGGUGAAGGGAGCUCUGGGCGGAGGCUUCCCUUUGUUUCCUCCGCGGGCCCAGCGGGGGCCUUCGCGUCCCCCCAACCCCUUACCCACCAGCCACAUCUACCCAACGCGCCGCCAGGUGGCGCGCGGCUCAUGGGGAUUCGUGGAGGCCCACACCAAGGCAACGCGCGCUGGCAGGAGCCUAGAGGGGUCCAUCGCCAUCCAACAGCUGGACUUCAUGGGGGGACUCCCCACCGCAGUGUCAAUAGCGGGGCAAAGGAAGGGUACUCACUCCCCGCCGAGGUCCAUCUGAACUUGAGCACACCUCAGGAGAACCCCAUGGCCUCCCCUGGCCAGCCUUGGUCCGUAGAGCGGUCGCCUCCCCAGCCGCCUCCCACAGCUACGGUGAGGAGGUCGCAAGCGAUGAAUUCGCUGCAGCCCGGAAUUGAAGCCAAACAACGGCUUCUUUCGUUGCAUCCGCAAGACCCUUUGACUCUCCGCGCCGCUGGUCUGCUGGGGGAUCUGCCGACGCAGCAUCUGCUGCAGCUUCCGAUCAACGGAGGCAUUCUGACUGGAGGGAAUAACGUGGAUUUGGCCCCUCCGAGUGGCCGGCCAUUAAAUCUGGGGAGUCCACCCUACAUCGCUGAGGAAAGCGUUUCAACGCAAGGAGCUACCCUACACACUUCCGUCUCCAUGGAUUUGUAUGGACCCGGGAUGGUCAGCGAGUCUAGCUGUAUCUGGGGCGCUCCGGCACCCGGGACAACACCACCAUCUUCAACGGGCUGCGGUCUCUUUGCAAUGCCAUCGGCCGUAGCACAUCCUCCACCGCGUACAGUGGAGCUGCCCAUUGAUAGCAACGUCCUCCUCGGGGCGGGAGGCUCAUUUUUCAAUGAAGAGAAUUGCCAGCUUCCGGGGCUGCCUCUCUCUUCGCCUGCAUACGCUUCUGGUCUAGGCAGCAAGGUGAAAGUACCUGGGGGGAGUAACCAUCCUUUGUACGAAAUGGUUCUCACUAGCCGUGUCCCCCUGGCAUACCAGCCUCUCAGCCAGGUCAUCAUCAAAGGGAUGGCGCCGGCCAGCGAAGACAAGCAAGAGGCGGCCGACCCCCGUAGGCCCAUCUGCAGUGUGAAGUUCAUGCUGGACGAGACGAGCCAGUCUGCACUUCCCCAUUAUCGAAAGACCUCGCAUGCGAUCGUAUCGUUCCAACUCCUCGUAUCUUGGCUGGUGCCCGGAGUGCGUGAGAUGAGACACGUGAGACUCCGGGGGCCUGCUGCAGCCGCUGCCAACGCAGUCAUACCACAGAAGAGCGAGCGUUCCACGGCAGUAAUAUCCUUGUCCGUCGGAAGGCGCUUGCAGCAUCCACAGACAGACAAUGAGCUGGUUUGA